AUGCUGUCCGCCCGCGCCCCGCUCGCCGCCCGCCGCGACCAGCCCCAGGUGUCGCCCAAGAAGAGCCAGUCUCCUAUGAAGAGUCUGUCGCCCAUGAAAGGAUUGGCGCUGAGCAACAAGGAGAACACGCCCCCCACGCUCAGCAGCGCCCGUGUACUGGCCAGCAAGACGGCCCGCAAGAUCUUCCAGGAGGGCGACGGCAAUCCGGUGCCGCGGGGCGCGGAGGAGGAGGAGCCGCUGCUGCGGGAGAACCCCCGCCGCUUCGUCAUCUUCCCCAUCCAGUACCACGACAUCUGGCAGAUGUACAAGAAGGCCGAGGCCUCCUUCUGGACGGCCGAGGAGGUGGACCUUUCCAAAGACCUCCAGCACUGGGAGUCCCUGAAGCCUGAGGAGAAGUACUUCAUUUCUCAUGUCCUCGCCUUCUUUGCUGCCAGUGAUGGCAUUGUCAACGAGAACUUGGUGGAGCGGUUCAGUCAAGAAGUACAAAUCACAGAAGCUCGUUGUUUCUAUGGCUUCCAGAUUGCCAUGGAAAAUAUACAUUCAGAAAUGUACAGUCUUCUCAUUGACACCUACAUUAAGGAUUCAAAGGAGAGGGAAUUUCUUUUCAAUGCUAUUGAAACGUUGCCAUGUGUUAAAAAGAAGGCAGAUUGGGCCAUGUGCUGGAUUGGGGACAAGAAAGCAACAUAUGGAGAACGUGUAGUAGCCUUUGCAGCUGUGGAAGGAAUCUUCUUUUCUGGCUCUUUUGCAUCAAUUUUUUGGCUGAAGAAAAGAGGAUUAAUGCCUGGACUCACUUUUUCUAAUGAACUCAUCAGUAGAGAUGAGGGUUUGCACUGUGAUUUUGCCUGCCUCAUGUUCAAGCACUUGAUACACAAACCAUCAGAGGAGAGAGUAAAGGAAAUCAUCAUGAAUGCUGUUCUCAUAGAACAGGAAUUCUUGACGGAAGCACUGCCUGUGAAGCUGAUUGGCAUGAACUGCACUUUAAUGAAACAGUACAUCGAGUUUGUGGCAGACCGGCUUAUGCUGGAACUGGGAUUUAACAAGAUAUACAAAGCAGAGAAUCCUUUUGACUUCAUGGAAAACAUCUCUCUGGAAGGCAAGACAAAUUUCUUUGAGAAGCGAGUAGGUGAAUAUCAGAGGAUGGGAGUCAUGUCAAAUCCCACAGACAACUCUUUCACCCUGGAUGCGGAGUUCUAAGCGACCUGGAGCCAUGUGCAUUAAUGUGCAUCCUGCCCUGCCUACAGGGAAACACCCAGUGUGCUGAGCCACGCUGUGACUUGCUUGCUGUACUGCAAUCCCACUCUUGUAAAGUGUGGUGAUUACUGGUAUACUUCAGAAGGCUGGUGCAGCUCCAGCAGUAAAACCCCUUGUAAUUAGAUUUUACCGAUGGUAUUAAUGCAUAGGAUGCUCAGGUGUAUCUUACAGCACAUGCUAUUCCACUCCAUGAAAGAUACAGGUACUUCUUUCUGCAAGGUGGGAGGUUGUGGGCAUUGACCCUGGCUUCUGCUGUUCUCACCAUAAACAGAGGAGCAGUUAAAAAAUUCCAGUUGUAAAUUUGUUGAAUAGUCUAGAAAACUCUGGAGGCAACUACAUGAUGACCUCACUGCUUUUUUAGCAGGUUUUAAGUUUACCAUUUUAACUAUUUUAAUAGUUUGUACAUAAACCUGGCACUUUAAUGUUUAAAAUAAACAACUGUCUUGUAAUAUUCAGCAAUAGUAAAAUGCAUGUCAAAAUCUUUUGCAGCCUAACCCUUUUAUGACUUGUGCUUCUUUCUGGGUAUGUAAUUUAAAAAUGGUGCUGUGAAUUAAACUAUUCAUCUUGAAAUAUAUCAAAGAACAGGAAGAAACUUUGUAUGAAAGGUGAAGAACUAAAUGGGAUAUUCUGGGUAGUGAAAAAUAAGAUGUAGCUUACUGGUGGACUUGAUUGCUUUUUCUUUAAUACCUGGGAACAGUAUUUCAUGUAAUAAAGAGCUGGUUGGACUCA
This is a messenger RNA of Motacilla alba alba, 1980 nucleotides long. It is a transcript of the gene RRM2, whose product is annotated as ribonucleotide reductase regulatory subunit M2. Lineage: Eukaryota; Metazoa; Chordata; Aves; Passeriformes; Motacillidae. The transcript is spliced from 10 exons. Gene Ontology annotation, biological process: deoxyribonucleotide biosynthetic process. Gene Ontology annotation, cellular component: cytosol. Gene Ontology annotation, molecular function: ribonucleoside-diphosphate reductase activity, thioredoxin disulfide as acceptor. The coding region runs from base 1 to 1194 and encodes 397 amino acids. The record is from RefSeq and is a predicted model, not a curated record.